Didymodactylos carnosus is the source of this 2158-nucleotide messenger RNA. The record is from the annotation of a GenBank genome assembly. NCBI's taxonomy places the organism in Eukaryota, Metazoa, Rotifera, Eurotatoria, Philodinida, Philodinidae.
UACUUGCUAUACCAUUCCAUGGGAUUGUAGGGCGUGCGAUGACAUACAUUUCGCAUGUACUCGACGUGGGCUAUUAGAAAAGUCCGUUUUUGCCUUGGCUCCAGCACUUUUGAAACAGACGAAAACCCUCUGGUAUUUUUGCUGGAAAAACACUUUUUCUGAAUGUGCUUGAGUAGAGGUAUCUUUUCGCAUUCUGUAAAAUUUUGCAUAUUCUUCCAGAACAACAUAUUUACAAAAUUCUGUAUUGUAUUAGUUCGACUAAUGCAGAAUGUUGCGAAUAGUUUGUUUUAAUACAAAAUUUUAUGAUAUAAAUAAUAUAAAUUUAAUAUAAAUAUUUGUAAUAUUUUGUUCUAGAAGGAUAUGCAAAAUUUUGUAGAAUUUCCUUUUGAAACCAUUUUUUACGUUAGGCCACUUAUGUUUUUGCAGUUUCUACAUGGAUAUUCUAUCAGUAAAACAUUCCAUACGUUUCACCUGUUGGUGCAUUGUGUAAUCUUUUAUUUCUUAAGGGGGUGCAGAUAUUUAUACUCUACUGUCCUUGCUCUAUUGUAAUCUUCUGCUUUCAAAAGUUCUUAUCUUAUUCUUGCUUGUUCUAACAGUCACACAAAACACAAAGAAAAAUGACAAAACAACCGUUACCUGACCGUUUUACAUUGUAUUAAUGUGUUAAAGUGAACACACUGUUCUCAAGUUGUAAAAUUCCAUUUUCUGUUUAGAAAAAGUGCUGUUUGUUCGCUUAAAAUCAUUUUGGGUGUGUUCAGAUGAAUUUUCUCACUUUCCCACCUAGAAUAAAUUUGUAGUUAUAUAAAAAUGACAAAUGCUGACCAGACUACCACUGUCGAUAAUGAUAGGCCAGAAAGAUCAUUGGCAAAUGGUAGUUUGAUUUAAUUUUCUUUUUUAGCCUUUUCUAUUUUUCAUUCUUUUACAGGUUCAACAAAAUUUGAUGAAGAUGGUUUAUCAUUUAAAGCAAAACUAAUUGGUAUUGAGGAUGUACCAAAAGAUCGCGAUGAAAAAGUUUGUCUAGAUUCGAUGUUUAAAUUAAAAGCCGUUGCUAAAGCCCUUGCUAAUGCGAGAGGUGAACAUAAACAAAAAAUUGAAAUAAAUUUAACAUUGCUUGGCGUCAAAUUGUACGAAGAAUCGACGAAAAAACUUAUAAUCUCCCAUGAAAUCGAACGAAUAUCAUUUGUGGUCACCGAUCCAAAAGAUUCGCGAGCAUUUGGAUAUAUUUACAAUACAAGGGAUGAUCAACACCGAUUUUACGCAAUGAAAAUGGAACGACCGGCUGCCUUGAUUGUAGUAUUACUAAAAGAGUUGUUCGACACAGCGUUUGAACAGUUUAAGAAUAACACUGAAACAGCGAUCGUACCCAAGCAGAACACCCGUAACACCAACAAUAACAUCGCAACCGGCUCUACUUUAACCAGUGCAGAAAGCUCGUCGAUUGUACCAAAGCCUACAGCUACCACGUCAGCUGACAAAAUGAAAGCUGAGCCUGUUCCAGCCAGUACUACGAUCAGUCCUUUUUAUAUUGCUUGUCGAAAUAAUAACGUUGAAUUAGUCAAAGAACUUCUUAAAACAAUGACAUCGGCGGCCAUCAGCAGAAUUGAGCCGAAUGGCUCAACAGCACUUCAUAUUGCUUCCUAUAAAGGUCAUAAAGAAAUCGUUGAACUGCUUCUACAAAAAGGCGCAAAUCAUGCAAUAAUUAACAAAUAUAACUGUACACCAUUACAAGAAGCAAAAACAGAUGAAAUUAAACAAUUGAUCAUCACUCGUCGAAAAAACACACGUUUUUGUUGUGAAAUGGUUGAAUGGAUUCUAGCCACAAAUGAUGCUGAUUAUCAAGCACAUGAAUACUGGAAAAAGCUGGAACUGUAUGUUAAAGAUCCUAAGUUUUAUCAGUUCAUCCGUCAUAUAAAACGGCAUUAUAUUGAGAAAGAGUUAAAAGACAUUGACGGUAUCGACACCAUCAGACAAUAUUUUGAUCGUGCACUUACGGAAGAUGAUCCUCUCUAUUUGAUUAAAGCAUAUACAGCUGAUACUGGUUUCUACUAUGCACUCAAUGCCCACCUUGCUCAAUUACAUCUUGACAAUUUAACAGCUGAGGACAACCUCAGUCGAGCGUAUCUUAUCGCUAUCAUAGCUCGUCAUCCAAAGUUUGAUA